This is a messenger RNA of Penicillium riverlandense, 1122 nucleotides long. RefSeq lists its product as uncharacterized. Lineage: Eukaryota; Fungi; Ascomycota; Eurotiomycetes; Eurotiales; Aspergillaceae. The coding region runs from base 1 to 1122 and encodes 373 amino acids. Gene Ontology annotation, biological process: long-chain fatty-acyl-CoA metabolic process. The transcript is spliced from 2 exons. The record is from RefSeq and is a predicted model, not a curated record. Gene Ontology annotation, cellular component: peroxisome. Gene Ontology annotation, molecular function: alcohol-forming very long-chain fatty acyl-CoA reductase (NADP+) activity.
AUGAUAAGGGCUAACAUAUCGAAAAGGACGCUGAAGGACAGAUGGCAAAAAUGGUUGGGCAGCGCAUAUGACAAAAGUUUGUGGGAAACAAACAAACUCGAAGUUGUGCAACUGGAUGUCGGAAAGAACCACACACAGAGAGACUUUGAGAGCGGACUGGGUUCACUCAAAAUCGACAUCGUCAUCCACACUGCCUCGACUAUUAAUCUCGGCAGUUCACUCGCCAAGAUCAAAGAUGUUAUCAUCGAGGGGAGUCUGGGGCUAGCAGCAUAUGCCUCCAGUCGCCAAGACAUAGAGCGAUUCGUCUAUGUCUCCACGGCGUUCGCUAAUGCCCACCUACAAUCUGAUGGCAACGCGGAGAAGUCCCUCUCUGUGCCUAUCGACGAAUCCAUCUAUCCACUCGGAGAUGCACAGAGAGAGUUGGAGGAUGUCCGAAACGGUAUCGAAUCUGACGAUCUUGAAAUUUUUCCCUGGGCAUAUACGUAUGCGAAGCAUCUUACCGAGCGUCUUCUUAUGCAGAAGCUCGGCGACAAACUGCUCAUUGUUCGUCCAUCGAUUAUCGGCCCUGUCUUGCAUUUCCCAGUAAAAGGAUUCAGCGUUCCGAAAUCCACGCCUUGUGUGACCCUUGCGGCGGGCGUUAUGCUGCUCCCGACAUGGCGCAUGACCUUGGCAUCGCGAUUACCAGGAGCCGGCGCCGACGCAACUUGCAAUGUCAUACCAGUGGACGUGGGGCGGCUGAUCGCCUUCUGGCCCAUCUCGCUCUGGAUCUGCUCAAGUGGUCCAUGCCUCAAAGUUAAAUGGAUCAAGGAGGACUGGCACUCUGCAAGAAUACAUCCCGUCGGUCGUUUGUUCAAAAUCCUAGGGACAUCGUUCGACUUUUCAGACUACAAUACCAUUCAACUAGAGGAGAAGAUGGGAAAGUCCGAACAAUUCAAUACCGUCAUCUCAGAGAAAGGCGUUCAGAUACCGGAACCAGGCAGUGGAAGCAGGCCACAGCUCUUCGUCUAUGAUGAACAAGAUCUCAUUGAUUUUGGGACAUGGAAGGUGUCGGUAAAAGAAAGUAUGGAGAUGUUCGCAAAGCGUGAUUGGGCGGCCAGAUUGGUUGUUCGGGUAUUGUACUGA